CAUUAAUAAUAGGCAAAGGGGUUUUAGGUGGGUUUUUGUGGGAAGUAUAGUACUAAACUCAUCGCGCCUUUCGUAUAUCUCCAGCGACCCCAAAUGGUGGGCUUCCACAACCUCCGACAUGCCCACCGGCUCACCCGCUGCUCUCUUCUUGCUCAUAGUUCAGCUUCUAUAUUGCUGAAAGUGGGUCGGAGGAGUUAUUGCACUGCGACAGUCAGGAGUUUGUUACCUUUGAAUUCUAUCAGUGCCCCGUUAGCUUGUUUCCCCAGGACAUCAACACACUUGUUGCAAUAUCCUUUUACACAGGUCCUGAGGCAUGAACAAUUUUGUACUACUGCAGGAAAUGAGGAAAAACAAAAAAUAUCUGUAACUUUUGUUGACAAGGAUGGAGAAGAGAACCAUAUCAAGGUCCCUGUUGGAAUGUCUAUGUUAGAAGCUGCACAUGAAAAUGACAUUGAACUUGAAGUCAGUUGGGAGGCAUUUACUGGACGUGUUAGAAUUGUCAUCAAACGUCAUCACUUGCAAUCCUGCAAAAGUUUUGAAAAAAGAUGGAGAAGAAGAGUAGUAUUUGUUUACAGAUUUGAGCAUAACGUGUUGGAAUUCCCAAAAUUGUUUCAAAGUUAGUGGGAUGACUUUGCUCAAAGAGUUCCAGAAGGAGCACCAGGAGCAUUGUGAGCUCAUUGUCUUCAUACUAGAGAUACUACUGAAGCGGUGACGGUGAUUGUAAGAAGGGAAGUUUGUAAUGCAUCUAUAAGGAGAGACGGUGGUUGAAUUUAUGCACAAGGGAUGAUUUUAUUAAGACUCUUAAAUAACAGUUUUUAUGUUCUCAAUACUCCUUCCAGUUUCCACUUCAGCAUUAGAUAUUCCAUGAGCCACAAAUGCAUAUUUCUAGGCAAAUUACAUGAUUGACUCAUGCACAAACUUAUUCUGGUUUUAGGACAGUCAGAUAAAUAAAAACAUUGCUAAUAAGAACACUUUUAGAUAUUUUUGUGGUAUUAACAUUUCUAAGCAUGGCAACAGAUUCUUUGUGGUUAGCUUAACUAAAAUAGUAGGGCCU
This is a messenger RNA of Solanum dulcamara, 1054 nucleotides long. RefSeq names its product adrenodoxin-like protein 1, mitochondrial. Gene Ontology annotation, cellular component: mitochondrion. Lineage: Eukaryota; Viridiplantae; Streptophyta; Magnoliopsida; Solanales; Solanaceae. The record is from RefSeq and is a predicted model, not a curated record. The transcript is spliced from 6 exons. Gene Ontology annotation, molecular function: 2 iron, 2 sulfur cluster binding. Gene Ontology annotation, biological process: P450-containing electron transport chain. The coding region runs from base 94 to 621 and encodes 175 amino acids.